Dreissena polymorpha is the source of this 2264-nucleotide messenger RNA. Its product is annotated as WASH complex subunit 1-like. The record is from RefSeq and is a predicted model, not a curated record. The transcript has 5 exons. Gene Ontology annotation, cellular component: early endosome; recycling endosome; WASH complex. Lineage: Eukaryota; Metazoa; Mollusca; Bivalvia; Myida; Dreissenidae. Gene Ontology annotation, biological process: endocytic recycling; Arp2/3 complex-mediated actin nucleation; exocytosis. Gene Ontology annotation, molecular function: alpha-tubulin binding; gamma-tubulin binding. Bases 169 to 1611 code for a protein of 480 amino acids.
AGGUGUAGGAUUAGUUACGUCAUCAUUAACUGUGUACACAUACGGGGUGUAAUUUGACUUCCUAUGACAAUAACAACAUAGUGGUUCUAACUAAAAUUACUGAUGUUUAACUUAAUAUCGCUUAUAUAGGUUAGGUCAUUCUGACGUAGGUAAUCUGCUGUGGCCCAGAUGCCUACCAUGAGCAGCCAACCAUUCAAUGUGCCAGGAGUCCCAGAGGAUCUUCGGUCGGAAGAAACCAUCAACCAGGUUGUGGACUCCCUGGAAUACCUCGAUAAGAUUGCCAACGAAAUAUUCAACAUGAUACACACUAGAGUCACUAGCAAUGGUGAUAAGUUGAGAAAAAUAAAUGACAGAGUAAAUCUUGCACAGGCAAAAAUUGAUAAAAUUAAAGGGAGCAAUAAGGCCACUAAAGUGUUUGCCUCAGCAAAAUAUCCUUCUCAUGGGGAUACAGAGUUUUAUGAGACAGUUUUCAAUCCUGAUCAAAAACUCCGAGAGCCAGCACGACCAAAUUAUCAUGUACAGUCAAAGCAUAAGACAAUGGAUGAAAGCAUCCUCAAGUCCAAGCUUCAGUACUACCAUGUGAAGUCCGGUCGAAGGCAGAAGAGUGACGAGACCAGAGGUGAAGGUCUUGGUGGCUUACCAAAGAAAAUUCCAUCUGUCAGUUCGCUCUUGCUCUUCAACACAUCCGAAAAUCCAUACAAGAAGUAUGUGAUGUUAGAUCCGCUGGGUGUGAUCACAAAGACUCGCACAGCUCUUGAAGAGGAGGAGUUGACAAUGGCCGAUGCUCCGAAAACGAUAAAAACCAAUGAGGACCUUCAGCGGCUGCAGUCAGAGAACUACUUUUAUGUUCCGGGCAUAGGAGAGGUGCCAGAACUCAAUGUGCCAAUUGCACUUCCGAACUUACUAGGUGUUGCUGAUGAUGUGACCUACAGUGCGGAGCAAGGUAGCUCCAUUGCUCCCUCUGUGAUAGGCAGUGGCAUCCCUGAGCUCCCCUCAGUGGUCCCAGAGGCUGGAACACUGCCUAUGGGGCCUACAUCCGCCCCAACAGGGGCUCCACCACCACCUCCACCUGGCCCUCCACCAUCUGGGCCACCUCCGCCACCACCUCCACCGCCACCAGGCCCGCCACCACCACCGCCUCCUGGUGGGGCACCACCACCCCCGCCUGCACCAGGCCCCCCACCACCCCCGUCAGCUGAUGUCCCUGCUGAGGUGGUUGCUGACGGCGGGAGGUCCAGCCUUAUGGAUGCUAUCAGGAAGGCUGGUGGGGCUGGUAAGGCAGGUCUCAAGAGUGCAAAGGAGAAGAAGGAUGAAGCUAAGAAGAAGAGAAAGGAAGAGAAGAAUGCCAGUGGUGGAUCUAGCAGUGGGGGAGUAAGCAAAGGGGGAGGGGAUCUGAUGUCGGAUUUAUUCUCCAAGUUGACCAUGAGACGAAGGGGUAUAUCUGGAGAAAAGAAGCCAGGGGAUAGCGGAGGCAGUGGAGGAGAAAAAGGGGAGAGCAUCACAGGAGGGGCCAACGGUGCCAUGGAUAAGAUUUCCUCUAUGAUUCCACCCCCGCCAAAAAUGGAGACUGUUGCCGAAAGAACGGGGGGAGAUGAGGAAGAUUGGGAGUAAUAAAUUAGCUAUAUUUCUAUUCAAACAUAUGUUGCAAAAUCUUCACUACUAAAAAUACCAACAAUCAUUGUUGUAAAGUGCCAAAGUUCAUUGUCUGUUCUGCUUCGCUUCUCACAAAAAUUAAAAAUUUGCCAGUUUAUCAUUCCUGUACAGUGUUAUUGCAUCCAUAUUAGAACCAUAUUAAAAAAACCAAGAAAAGCAUCACACAGUGUCAACUCUAAAAUUAGAUUAUAUACAUGGUAUAUAUAAGACAAUAGUUCACACUGGUUCAGCCAUGAAAUUAUUGGUGCUCUUUAAGUCUAUCAUAAGUGUGUUGCCGAAAGAACGGGGGGAGAUGAGGAAGAUUGGGAGUAAUAAAUUAGCUAUAUUUCUAUUCGAACAUAUGUUGCAAUAUCUUAACUACUAAAAAUACCAACAAUCAUUGUGGUAAAGUGCCAAAGUUCAUUGUCUGUUCUGCUUCGCUUCUCACAAAAUAAAAAAUUUGCCAGUUUAUCAUUCCUGUACAGUGUUAUUGCAUCCAUAUUAGAACCAUAUUAAAAAAACAAGAAAAGCAUACUGGAUUUAUUUGAAAGAGUGUAUACAUUUUGUCUAUAUAUUAAUUCAAUAUGUAAUUAUGUUGUGAUUAAGUUAUUGAAAUAAAUGUAUUUUAUGUU